This is a messenger RNA of Vicia villosa (hairy vetch), 2488 nucleotides long. RefSeq names its product type IV inositol polyphosphate 5-phosphatase 3-like. NCBI's taxonomy places the organism in Eukaryota, Viridiplantae, Streptophyta, Magnoliopsida, Fabales, Fabaceae. The record is from RefSeq and is a predicted model, not a curated record. The transcript is spliced from 12 exons. Gene Ontology annotation, molecular function: inositol-polyphosphate 5-phosphatase activity; phosphatidylinositol-4,5-bisphosphate 5-phosphatase activity; phosphatidylinositol-3,4,5-trisphosphate 5-phosphatase activity. Gene Ontology annotation, biological process: phosphatidylinositol dephosphorylation. The coding region runs from base 152 to 2173 and encodes 673 amino acids.
CUUAUACAACAGUCAAGAAACUUUAUUCAUAAUUUCACAAUUUCACAAUUUCAAUUCUACUAAGAUAACAAGAGACUCACAAUUUCAAUUGUACUAUAAGAUAAGAAGAGGCUCAGGACAAAAAUGGUGGCCACAAAUUAAGAGCCUCUCUAUGGAAGAAGAAAAUUGUGCACCCAUUUUUAAGAAACAAGUUAGUAAUUUGGAGGAAGCACACCAACAAAAGGAUAAUCUCAAAAAAGCAGUUAUGAAGAAAAGGUCACAUCAUCAUCAACAGAGAACAUGGGCUGAAUUGUGUUGUUUGGGUUGCUCCUCCAUACAGCUUUUUUGGGCAAGAGUGGUUAUGCGUAAAUGGCUUAAUAUUGGUAGCAAUCAGUCUGAUUAUAGUGCUGAUCCUGAGGAUGAAGAUGAUGCUGAUUAUGAGGAAGAUGAUCCUGAUAAUGAUUUACAAAAUGAAGUAUGGGGAAGACAGUCACGGUUUAUGGACGGCACAGGUGUUGAUGCUCCAUCUGAAUCAAAAGACUUUGUUCCAAAGUUAAGGAAACAGAAGUCAUCAACUUAUAGAUCUCAGUAUAUUAACUCAAAGGAACUGAGGGUAUGUGCUGCGACAUGGAAUGUUGGAGGAAGACUUCCACCUGAUGACCUAGAUAUUGAUGAGUGGCUCGGUGUCGAUGAACCAGCUGACAUCUAUGUCCUCGGUCUUCAAGAGAUUGUACCCUUAAACCCCGGCAAUAUUUUUGGUGCUGAAGAUACUCGCCCUGUUCCAAAAUGGGAGAAUAUUAUUCGUGAAGCACUUAAUAGAGUCGAACCUUCAGUAACGAAGACCAAAUGCUUUAGUGACCCACCAUCUCCAUCAAAAUUUCAGCCAACAGAUGAUGGCCCUGAUAUAGAAGAAGAAAUACUAUUUGAAAGUGACAGCGACAUCGGCGAGGAAGUCCAUCCUUUGGAUGAAGCGCAAAAUAUUUCUGAUGGUAGUAAUACGAACGAAAUCAUGAAUACCAAUUUACUGGCUUCCGACAAUGCUGAUAGUGCCAACUCCAGUGUCCCGAAUGUCUUUGAUUAUAAAAGACAGUAUACUUUUCCAAAGAAGUUCGAUUGGCCGCAAUGUCCGUCAGAAAACUGGGAUGCAUCAAUUACCCAAAAGACCAAAAAACUAACCAGAAUGCUUAGUGGAUCUGAAAGGAUUGGUUUGAGUUGGCCGGAGCCUCCGCUACAUCUAGUAUCUCAAAGAGUUUUGGAGAGACCAACUUCUUUUAAGUCAUUGAAAUCCUUUAAGUCAUUAAAAUCAUUCAAAACAUAUAAUGCUUUCAAGUCAAUUAUGGAUGAAAUGCCAGGAAUGGGUUUGCUUCCUGAAAUUGACCUUGAAGCUUUAAUAAAGCGGAAAAGAAGAUCACCAUAUGUAAGGAUUGUUAGCAAGCAAAUGGUCGGAGUUUUCAUCACUGUGUGGGUUCGUCGGAGAUUACGGAAACAUAUUCACAAUUUAAAGGUCUCAACUGUAGGUGUUGGCAUUAUGGGAUAUAUUGGUAACAAAGGAUCAGUAUCUGUCAGUAUGUCCAUAUAUCAGACACUUUUUUGUUUUAUAUGUACGCACCUUACGUCUGGGGAAAAAGAAGGAGACGAGCUAAAACGAAAUUAUGAUGUUCAUGAAAUACUGCGCAGAACACAUUUUCAUUCACCUUCUAUUGUUGGACUUCCAAAAGGAAUCCUCGAUCACGAAAGAAUAAUCUGGUUGGGUGAUUUGAAUUACCGUCUCAACUUAUCAGAUGCGGAAACAAAAGCUCUUAUCAAGAAAAAACAGUGGUCAAAAUUGGCUGAAAAAGAUCAGCUCAUGCGAGAAAUCAAGAACGGUGCAUUUGGAGGAUGGUCAGAAGGGGCAUUAAAUUUUCCACCGACUUAUAAAUACGAGGUUAAUUCAGACAAGUACUAUGGAGGCGAUCCAAAGGCUCCAAAACGUACACCGGCAUGGUGUGAUCGUGUUCUUUCAUACGGAAAAGGAAUGAAAUUACUGAGUUACAGAAGGACAGAGCUUAAGUUAUCAGAUCACAGACCCGUGACUGCUACAUAUAUCGUUGAAGUUGAGUCGUUUUCGCCUAGGAAGCUACAGCGAGCCCUAACAUUCACAAAUGCAGAGAUUGAAAAUGAAGAAGCCAUUAAACAUUUAGUUAGUUGGAAAUAACUGCUUAAUUUGAACAGGGUGUUGUAAAGGACAUUGAUUAUUUCCAGAAUUUCAAUUUCAAGGAGCAUCAGUCAUAGCUGCUGCAACUUCUAACACACAGAAUGUCAACCACUAAAUAUAGUUUUUUUUUUUUUUUUGGUUUUCUACUUUCAACAUUUAAUUAGGAAAUGGUUUCAUUUUUGUCUUUCAGAAUCUUUCCAAUAGGAUUUAGAAUUAGAUGUUUGAAUGGCUGUAUCCUAUAUAUGUAAUUGUGUGAUUGAGGUGUGUAUUAUAUAUAUAAGAAAUUUAAAUAAGAGUUCUACAUAUUUAUAGAAA